GUGACCUCUGCUUUAGAAAAGUGUCAUGACGCGUCCUUGUGAUGACGUCAUCACCAGAGCGCUAUCUGUCGUGUCUUUCGGUUUACAUUGCAUUGUCUCUUGUAUUUUCUAAUGUUAAACGAUUUUAUUCACGCGCACAUCAUUUGGAUUACAAUAUCAUCAGUUAUCUGCGCUACAUUCCGUAGUCAAUUGUCGACUGUCUGGGCCACUGAGUGCUCCUGGAUGGCAUUUUUCUUAUGAAUGGAUCUGAAUGCGAUGGCAGAGACUUAUCAGCAGAAAAACAAAAUGUGUUUUAUUCUUGGUGCUUCUGGGGAAACUGGAAAGGUGCUACUAAAAGAAAUAAUGAAGAGUAACAUAUUCUCCAAGAUCACUCUUAUUGGCCGAAGGCAGUUAAAUUUUGAGGACGAAUUCUGUGAAAAUCUGGUGCAGAAGGUGGUGGAUUUUGAAAAGCUGGAUGAGUAUGCUGAAGUGUUUCAGGGCCAUGAUGUGGGAUACUGCUGUCUAGGAACAACCAAAGCCAAAGCAGGAAAUGAAGGGUUUGUGCGUGUAGAUCAUGACUAUGUACUCAAGGCAGCAGAACUUGCUAAAGCAGGAGGUUGCUCUCACUUUCAUCUGGAAUCAUCCAAGGGAGCAGACAAAACCAGCAGCUUUCUCUAUCUGAAAACUAAGGGACAGGUUGAAGCAGAUAUUGAGAUCCUUGGCUUUGAGCGUCUCUCUAUCUACCGGCCAGCGGUGUUAUUGGUGGACAGACAGGAGAGCAGGCCAGCUGAGUGGAUGGCCAGGAAAUUUCUUGGUCCAUUGUCUUAUAUCUUCCCUACUGCAUUGUCAAUCCCAAUCACUUCAUUGACUAGAGCUAUGGUAGUCAACACACUAAAGGAUGGAGAACAAAAAGUAGAAAUACUUGAAAAUAAAGCCAUAUACAAUCUUGGGAAAAUAUGACCUUUUUUCUUUUGUGCAAUUCUGCCAGAACAAUUAGCAAAAAAAAAGUGUUUCAAGCUGUUUCUUAAAGCUGUUUCAAAAGGACUUUGACAUGUUUUCAUCAUAUAUAAGGUAACAUACUAUGUUGUACUAUGGUGUUUGUGUUGUGCUUCUCUGUUUUCUCCUCUAGACUCUGAUGUGUUUCUAUUGUGGUUUUGUAAAUGCACAUAAACUCAGGAAAGAAAUAUUCAUCAACCACUGUACCAGUCAAAACAUGGAUUAUAUGCAUAUGUCCAGAUCAUAAAAAUGGUUUUAAAAUAAUUUUGACAUAAAAUAAUUUGCUUUAAUACUUUCCUUUGACUGACAUUUGAAUUUAUUUGCCCUAGACUUGCAUAAUACAUUUUAAUUUUAGAA
This is a messenger RNA of Misgurnus anguillicaudatus (oriental weatherfish), 1332 nucleotides long. RefSeq names its product HIV-1 Tat interactive protein 2 (gene htatip2). Gene Ontology annotation, cellular component: cytoplasm. Lineage: Eukaryota; Metazoa; Chordata; Actinopteri; Cypriniformes; Cobitidae. Gene Ontology annotation, biological process: import into nucleus. The record is from RefSeq and is a predicted model, not a curated record.